Molecule: messenger RNA, 819 nt
Organism: Loa loa (African eye worm)
Lineage: Eukaryota; Metazoa; Nematoda; Chromadorea; Rhabditida; Onchocercidae
Exons: 5
Coding region: 388-777 (129 amino acids)
Source: RefSeq, a predicted model, not a curated record
AAUUGCAGGUAUUAAAAUGAAAGCAUAUUUAUUUCAAUGGGGUGGUUAUUUGCCACCAUUUUAUAAAUAUGCCGUUUUUUUGCUUUGUGGUUUUGAACUUAUCGUUUCUGCUAUGUCAAUGGCUGUGGCGCAAAAGUAUUAUGAAUUAUGUACGAUACUAUUUCCAAUAGCAAUGUAUAUGUUUGAUGAUACUAAAAGAAAAAAAAUUGAAGGAUUUAUUUGGACAAUGAAUGAGCGACAAAUACUUCAAAAUCAUGAGCAAAAAUUGUUACUGUUGUGGUGCACAUCAACGGCAGCAAUAUUUAUUUCAAUGUCAUUAAUUAUGCCAUUUUUCUUCAAAUUUAAAAACCAAAAACAACUCAACAGCAAACAUUUCGUCAAUUAAUAAUGUAUAUAUUGGCAGCACUUUUUAUCAUUGUAGUAUCAUUAAAUGGUCUUGUAAUGAUAUGGCUUUAUAUUACGGCACCAACUGAUAAUAAAUUAUUUUAUGAAUUGUUUGAUAAUUCAGUAAAAGAGGAAAUAUUUUUGACCGAAAUUGAAAAAGGACUUGAUUGCAUAUCGGAUGAUGAUAAAGAACUUGAUCCAACUGUUGAAUGUGAUAAUACAAUUAAUCGAUCAGUAAUUAGCCGGAAAUGGUUAAAACCGUUGUUAAUUAUUUGGAUUGUUGGUCAUGUAAUUGUAUUGUUUUUGUUCGGUUUCAUUAAUAAAGAUUUUAAUCACGAUGAAAAUGAUGGCAAUUUGAAGAAUGUGACAAUGAAAGAGAAGUUACUAACAUGAAUAAUUAUCGAUCUCAUUAAAAACGACUUGUAUAAAUGAAAC